This is a messenger RNA of Chlorella variabilis, 987 nucleotides long. RefSeq lists its product as hypothetical. Bases 1 to 987 code for a protein of 328 amino acids. The transcript is spliced from 4 exons. The record is from RefSeq and is a predicted model, not a curated record. NCBI's taxonomy places the organism in Eukaryota, Viridiplantae, Chlorophyta, Trebouxiophyceae, Chlorellales, Chlorellaceae.
AUGCUGCUGGCGCUGGCCGCGGCCGCGACUGGGCUCCUGCCCACUGCCAGCAGUGCGGCGGAUGCUAUAUGGACCUACUUAAUGCCGCUCUCAGCUUCUCUCAUUCUUCUGGAGGGCGACCUCUCACAGCUGCUGAGCAGCGCGGGGCCCACCCUGGUGGCGUUUGUGAUUGGUGCCAUCGGAACCGUGGUGGGAACCACGGUGGCCUUUUGGCUGGUGGGCCCACGCCUCGGCCCAGACGGCUACAAGGUGGCGGCAUCGCUGUGCGCUUCCUACAUAGGCGGCUCAGUGAAUUUCGCCGCCGUGAGCCAGGCGGUGGGCCUCGCCCCGGGGCCGGUGCUGGCUGGGGCAAUGACGGCCGACAAUUGCGUCAUGGCGCUGUACAUCGCCACAAUCAUGUCCAUCCCAGCCGAGGGCAAGAAGCCAGCAGCUGCGCAGCACGGCAGCGCGUCAGGCCCCGGCGGCAGUAUCCCGACACCAGUGACUGGCGAGAGCCUGGCACUGUCGAUGGCCGCAGCAGCGCUGGCCUGCACCCUGGGCAACCACCUUGCGGCAGCAGCCGGAGUGGCGAGCAGCGGGCUCGCUGUGAUGGCGGUGCUCUCCUCGGGCCUCGCCAUGCUAGGAUCCAGACUUGCAGCACAGUUCAGCCGGACCAAGCCGCAGGCAGACAGCGCAGCAGCGGCAGCAGCGGCGCAGUCGCCGCCUAUCCAUAGCAGCGAGCAGCCACCACAGCAGGGUGCAGCACCCAUCCACCUGGGAAUCUGCCUUGCUGGCGGCAGGCUGCUACGGCUGCCCAUGAAAGCCGUGCUCAUCGCAUCCAACGCCAACGUGGGUGGCCCCGCCACGGCAGCUGCCAUGGCUACCUCCAAGGGCUGGCAGGACAUGAUCCAGCCAGCCAUGCUGACGGGCAGCUUGGGGUAUGCGAUCGCCAACGGGAUCGGGCUCGCCAUGGGGCAGUGGAUGCACAGCUGGCAUGUUUUUGUGUGA